AUGAAAAUCAUCAUUGUCGGAGCAGGUAUCGCAGGUCUCGCUUCAUACCACGCAUUGCGAAAGCACCUUCAAUCCAUUAAGAGUGACCGGGCCGUUUCCAUAAAGCUCGUUGAAUCACACACUUCUCCAGCCAACUCUUCACGGACAAUUGGGGGUGGCAUUGGACUCGCGCCCAACGGUUUGCGCGCCAUUGCUUCCAUUUCCCCGGAGGCGGCCUCUUACAUCCGGGAACGUGCUUUUUCCGGAGGUUUAAUGACCUUUCGUGACUCCGAAGGCCGUUUGUUAGGACAGAUGAAGGCAGGUACAGCUGAAAGAUACGGGGAGUUUGGGCAGGUGAUGGUGUUGAGGGCUACGGUUCAUGAAGCGCUUCUCCUUCGCGUUCGGGAGGAGGAUGUGCAGUGGGAAAUGAAGGUUGUGAGUGUGAAGGAGGCCGGAGAGCAGGUUUUGGUUGAGUAUGGAGAUGGGAGCUCGGAGCUUGCGGACCUCCUCAUCGGGGCGGAUGGUAUUCGGAGCGUCGUAAAGGAUUCGCUUUUUAACGGCGCGUAUCCUGCAAUGUACAAUGGUCUCACCGGCGUUGGUGGUUUUAUCCCCAUCUCAUCUUUACCUUCACUUCUUCAAGAGAGUUUUGAUACCCAUCGCAUCACCAUGGCCUUUGGAAAACAAGGAUUCUUCGGCUACUCUCCGUGCACUUCUUUAUCGUCUGCAGCCCCUUUCAUCCAAUGGUGGACCGUUUACGAAGCACUAUCGAAUCCAACUCGAGAAAAGAUUGACAAAACAGAGCUUCUCACGCGUUACGGCGAUUGGAAGUCACCAUACGAUACCCCCGAAGGUGGUCUUUACAAGCAUCUCAUUGAACUCGGAUACGCCGCAGACCCGGAGUCGCGAACCACAAUCCCAAGACAUGUUACUCCUCGCCUGCCACACUGGUCUAAUUGCACCUCUCUGAAUAGCGACGUAAGAGGACGUAUAGUGCUCAUCGGGGAUGCCGCGCACGCCAUGACACCUGACCUGGCCCAGGGAGUAUCCUGCGCAGUUGAAGACGCAGUCGUUCAUGCGCUUUUAUUAAAGCACUAUCUCCCCAUUCCGCAGGGCUUCGAGAAAGCUGCUCAAGCGUACGAAAUGCUGCGCAUGCCACGCGUCCAUUUCAUUCUCGAUCAAUCUAGAUGGAACGCGAAUGCCAAGAGGGAUAUGAACUGGCUGUCCCAGACGAUCAGGGACUGGGGUAUUUGGAUCUUUUGCAAACUUCCAGAGUUUGUUCAUGGUGGGAUUUUUAUGUAUGCAGCUGAGGAUGUUGUCGCAGACUAUAUCGCGAAGCACCCACUUUAA
Messenger RNA from Laccaria bicolor S238N-H82, 1326 nucleotides. RefSeq lists its product as uncharacterized. The record is from RefSeq and is a predicted model, not a curated record. The transcript has 3 exons. Lineage: Eukaryota; Fungi; Basidiomycota; Agaricomycetes; Agaricales; Hydnangiaceae. Gene Ontology annotation, molecular function: FAD binding; monooxygenase activity. Bases 1 to 1326 code for a protein of 441 amino acids.